AGUGAAACACACACACACACACACAAAUGACUUGAAGGCACUGAAUGUAACAGUGGUGGACACUUUCACUGACUUGACAUGUUUUUACCGUGGCGAGAAGAGAGACGGUGGAACAGUGGGCGAACGCUAACUGGAUUAGGAUUAGCACUGUCACCGUGUAACCCUGAAGAGACUUGGUGAUCUGACCUGGAUUUUUCCUCCAAGUGCUACUGUAGUUAGCCAAUUUGCUAACUUAAUCGGAGAAAUUCUGCUUAUUGACAGUCAUACCUAUCAUUUUUAAACUUUUCACUAGGAUUCAUCGAAGAAGGGGUUCGAUUCAGAAACUUCAAGCAAUUUUAUUCUUUAGUUUCUCAUAGAAUUCCUGCUCAUAAAUCACGAAUGUAUCCGGUGUUUCUAUUGUCUAGAUACAUUGUAACUCUACCUAGUAAUGCGUUCAACAAGUGUUCAAUAUGAUCUAAAGUGGCAAACUGUAGCCUAAUCAACGACAUGGUUGGUUGUGGCUCCGUUUUCUAAUAAUCUGUUUUGCAAUGCAAACGUGUCGACGACAAUCAAGGACCAACACCUUGAAUUAAGAGGCAACAUUAACUCAGGAUCUUGAUACCCAUCAGACCAUGGCACUUUGCGGGCGAAGAAAUCGGUCAAAAGUUAUUGUUGGCAUCCUUUGUGUCUCUGUAGUUGGAUAUUUCGUAUUUCUGAAACGCAACGGAAACGAUGUCGGGGUGGCAAGUCGACGUGGGGUGUCUACCAAUGGACAAGAAGACACGGAAUACGAAAAGUUAAAGAGCCCAGUUUACGAGAAACCACCAUUGGAUAUGAGUGUACUGGGGGAGAUGGGACGAGCUGUAAAGUUAGACUUGACUGGAGAAGAGAAGAAGAAAGAAGAAGAGAGUAUCAGCAAACAUCAGAUUAAUACCUACGUGAGCGACAAAAUAUCCCUCCAUCGAAGACUGCCCGAGAGAUGGAAUCCACUCUGUAAGGACCUGAAGUAUGACUACCGCUCCUUGCCCUCGACGUCGGUGGUGAUCGCCUUCUACAAUGAGGCGUGGUCCACUCUGCUGCGCACUGUGCACAGCGUGCUGGAGACCUCACCUGACCUGCUUCUGCGAGAGGUCAUCUUGGUGGACGACUACAGUGACCGAGAACAUUUGAAGGAGCCCCUGGAGCAGUACUUGUCAGACCUGCGUAAGGUGCGGCUGGUCCGCGCCCGCAAGCGCGAGGGCCUGGUCCGCGCUCGGCUCCUGGGGGCCUCCAUCGCGACGGGCGACGUGCUCACCUUCCUGGACUGCCACUGCGAGUGCCAUGAUGGCUGGCUGGAGCCCCUCUUGCACAGGAUCACGGUGGAGCCUACGGCAGUCGUGUGUCCGGUCAUCGACGUUAUUGACUGGAACACCUUCCAGUAUCUAGGCAACCCUGGCGAGCCUCAGAUCGGCGGGUUUGAUUGGCGGCUGGUGUUCACCUGGCACCCAGUGCCGGAAUAUGAGCAGAAACGACGCAGCUCCCCGACAGAUGUCAUCAGGUCUCCUACUAUGGCUGGAGGUCUGUUUGCAGUCAGUAAGAGCUACUUCCACUACCUGGGUACAUAUGACACCGGCAUGGAGGUGUGGGGUGGAGAGAACCUGGAGUUCUCCUUCAGGAUCUGGCAGUGUGGAGGCUCGCUGGAGAUCCACCCCUGCUCUCACGUGGGCCACGUCUUCCCCAAAAAGGCCCCCUACUCGCGCAGCAAGGCCCUGGCCAACAGUGUGCGGGCCGCUGAGGUCUGGAUGGACUCCUACAAGGACCUGUACUACCACAGGAACCCCCACGCUCGCCUGGAGGCAUACGGCGACGUGACGGACAGAAGGAAACUGCGGGAGCAGCUGGGAUGCAAGGACUUCAGGUGGUUCCUGGAGAACAUCUACCCGGACAUUCAUGUUCCGGAGGAUCGAGAAGGAUUUUUCGGAAUGCUGAAGAAUCAAGGCAUGGCCAACUACUGCUUUGAUUACAACCCACCUGAUGAUCACAACGUGGUGGGCCACCGCAUCAUCCUCUACCCUUGCCAUGGCAUGGGCCAAAACCAGUUCUUCGAGUACUCGACGGACCAUGAGAUCCGCUAUAACACACGGGAACCAGCAGGGUGCGCUGUGGCCGAUUCUGUCUCCACCUUCCUGACGGUGCACCUGUGCAGGAAACCCCGGCAACCCGUUCCACAGGAGCAGCAAUUUGUGUUCAGAGAGGACGGAAGCCUGUACCACGUGCAGUCUCAGAAGUGUGUCCAGGCUGUGGCCAAGAUCGAUAACGGCGGCCCAGGGCCCGCCCUCAGACCCUGCUCCAACGUGCCCCACCAGAAGUGGUUCUUCGAGGAGCGGUCGUAGAGGUGUGAAGUGGACCAGGCCGGAGUGGAGUCCAUCUCAGGCUGGACCGAACCACUCAAGAUCCACACCAUCCAGGGCAUUGAGGCUGAGGACGAAGAGGAACACAUGAGCCCUCUCUUACCUUUAGGGCUGUAUGUUCUGGAUCUCAGUCCCUGAGUGGUUCAGGGACACUAGACACAGCUUAGCAGUAACACCUGCCAUAGGUAGCAACAUUCACACAAAGGAUACAGCUUCAAAAAUAAGUUAAACAGUUUUUGAGAGUUUCAGACUGCAGAAGAUUGUUAUUUUGUGGUAAUUUAUCAUUGUGAUUUUUUUUAAUGACACUUUUUAUGACAUAAGAAUCAACAUAUAUUUAUGUACGUUUUAAACAAAUGUCUUUUACCGCAGUACAGUGACAUGUGUCAUGUCAUCUUCCCUAUGACAUGGGCAGUGAUAGGCUGGAUAAUUUACACCUUAUACCUCUUGAAAAGGUCUCUCUGUGGAGGAGCAACAAUCGCUAAAACAGUAGCCUAUUCAUGUGGAUACAAUAUAUUUCAUAAAGCAGGAAGUCAAUAUUCUCUGCUGCAACUACUGCAGAGGCUCAAGAGUCUGUCGUCCACACUCCAUCAUGUAGAAGGCUCCAUUUUUGCGUUCAAAGAACGUCCACCCAUUCACUAGUGCAGUACGUAGUGACUAACCAACAUAUGGUUAUUUACUAUAUUGUACACUCUGUGAAUGAUUAGAUGUUCUGAACACAGGCUCUGCCUUUUCCCUUGACCUGCUGAUUGCUGUUCAGCAUUGUUAGAUCUUUAGCUUUAGUCUCUCCUGGAGCACAGGUGGAGGUCGCACGGCUGUUUUGGGUAUUUCAGGCAGUGCACUGAAGAAAAGCCGAGUAGUGACGGUCAGUGGAGCUGAUGUCAGCUUGUCUUCCCAGACAAAUACCUCUAGAUGGUGCCAGUGCCUCCAUUUGACUCCUGUUUACAUCUAGAAUCCUCCAUGUUCUCACCAUUAGCUGUCAUUUGGCCACGUCCAUCUAUCUGCUAUGCUGUAUCAUAUUGCUGGGUGUAUAUUUAUUCACUCACAAGUGCUAACUCCAUUCCUCCACAGAGUCUGUAGAGCCUUUCCAUUAUUACCCUGCUACAGAUACCUCUCCUUCUCUAACUACUGGGUAGGACAUGAGUAGGUCUUACUAAAAAGCUGGAGAGAUCUCAGCAUGCAGCCUGAGUGACUUGACCGCAGGCUGGUUCCUGAACCUGCCACAGUGCUGUUUCAUGUAAUGUUGAUGCUGGGGCUUUUUUUUUGUUUGUUCUUAAUUUUCAAUCCUCUGUAUCUAAAACAAAUCAAUUAUUGUUUUAUUUCUGUUUUCUUCAUGACUGUAGAAUAUGUAUCACUACUUUUGUGGUGAGCACAGGUCUUGUUAGUGUUUUUUUAUUUUUAUUUUCAUGAAAUGAAGGUAUACAGACAGGAAUGAAGAGAUUAAUUUGGGAUUUAUGCAUUUAGGA
Molecule: messenger RNA, 3832 nt
Organism: Alosa sapidissima (American shad)
Lineage: Eukaryota; Metazoa; Chordata; Actinopteri; Clupeiformes; Clupeidae
Gene: galnt12
Product: UDP-N-acetyl-alpha-D-galactosamine:polypeptide N-acetylgalactosaminyltransferase 12
Exons: 10
Coding region: 612-2351 (579 amino acids)
Cellular component (GO): Golgi apparatus
Source: RefSeq, a predicted model, not a curated record